Molecule: messenger RNA, 828 nt
Organism: Striga hermonthica
Lineage: Eukaryota; Viridiplantae; Streptophyta; Magnoliopsida; Lamiales; Orobanchaceae
Source: the annotation of a GenBank genome assembly
AGGAAGUGGAAAGGUCCCCAGAAUAAUAACAAGCAGAAGCAGCAAGCUAAUCGACCACAAUUUCCAGCUUGUGGCAAAUGUGGGCGUAGUCAUCCAGGAGAAUGUUUAGCAGGGCAGAAUAUUUGCUUUUUCUGUAGGAAGCCUUGUCAUAAUCUAAAGGAAUGUCCAGAUAGGCAACAACAGAGGAAUCAGGGGCAGCCUCAGCAGCAGAGGGCAGGACCUCAAGCUCAAGUGUAUGCUGUGGAGCAAGUUCAGGCAGAACAGAACCCAGGUACUAUGUCUGGGAUGAUUAUUCUGAACGAUAUUCCUAUUUUUGCAUUGUUUGAUACGGGAGCGACGCAUUCGUUCGUGUCAAAACGAUGUAUAGAAAUCAUAGGAGCUAAAUUCAUUAACACUGUUGACCCUCUUGAGGUAAGCUUAGCCUCAGGACGGAAAAUAGUGACGAUUCCUACUCAGGCUACAGUGGUCGCGCAGUUCCGCGACUAUCAUGCCGAAAAGUUCUCAGGGCAGGGAGAUCCUCGCAUAGUUGACGAGUGGAUUCAAGGCUUGGAGUUUAUCUUCGAGGUCAUGGAGUGCCCUGAGAGAUAUCGCGUCAUUUGCGCUCAGCUUCAGCUCACCGGUGAUGCCAGGCUCUGGUGGAACGCUUACUGGAGCAUGCGUCCCGGCGAAAAGGCAGGUUGUACGUGGGAGAUGUUCAAGGAGUUAGUCCACGAGAAGUACUAUCCCACAUACUACCUAGCCGAGAUGGAGCGUCAGUUUCUAUCGCUCCAGCAGGGUACUCGUACUGUUGACGAGUACGAGAGGGAAUUCACGAGACUUGCAGCUUUU